UCUCAGUUCGAGUGAAACAGAUAUGAUUUGGGUGAAGACGCGCCUAGACCGGAUUAAUGGCUCAUCCCACAGAACAGGCAACCGAAGCCUUACGACUUCGAGCCUCGGUCAUGACGCUAAUCUAUAUAUAUUUACGUGUGUCUGCAAACAACAUCUUCGUGGCAAUUGGGGUCGAUGGUUCGUAGAACGAUCGUCUUUCGUUGUCUCCUCGUCGCUUGUGCUGUGCUGCCCUGCGUUUAUUUGCUCUCGCGUCGACGCAUUCAUGUGCUAGCUGACUUAGGCCAGACUCCUUGGGACAACCUCGCUAGCCCUAGUCGUCCCCUUGCGGCGAGCUUCCUGGUGGGGGCAAAUAGAUCUUCAAAUGUUCAAAGAGUUAGCUUGGUUUCAGCGUCUCAAUCCUAUCCUGACGUGACAGCAGUCGUCUUGAACUGGUCACGGCUCCCCAAUGUUGUCCGGAUCGUCGGUCUUCUUUGUGGCCCAUGGCUGGAGGAUGUCGUAGCGGAGAUUGUGGUAUGGAACAAUAAUCCAAGGGAAAUCUCAUACCAGAAGUUCGUGAAGACAGGUUGCCCUUCCGAAAAGUUGAGGAUAUACAAUUCGCCUCAUAACGCCUACUUUCAAGCUCGAUACAUUGCGUGCGAACAGGCUACUACUCGUUUCUGCUUCCUGCAGGAUGACGACUACCUUAUUAUGCCUGAGGUUAUUCGCACUCUGCAUGCUCGGGCUCUCGGAACUCCUGACCACUCAAUACAUCUUCUGCCUCCACACGAGGUUCUAUCUACUCAACUACGUACGGUGGUUACGUCUGACGGUGUGCAUACUUCGUCCGCGUGGCUUGGACAUGGCACAAUUCUGCCUCGGACUGGGGCUGUGGACUUCUUGGCGCUCUUACAUCGUCUGAAUGCAUCUGAGGAUGAAAUGAAGAUGGCAGACAACUACUUUACGAUCCUGAAUAAUCAGAUUCCUGAAGUUUGGUUCGACCAAGGUAUCGAGCUAGGAGGUGGUCAACCAUUCACAGUCGGAAUGGAAGGUAAUGAACGUAAUAAAAUGCAUAUUAUUAAUGCUUGUCGAUACCUGGACACUCUCUUGAGCACAUUCAGAGCUUCAGAUAUGUCUCGUAAAUUGAGACUACCGUUCAUCGAAGUUGAUGGGGUAAUCCCUGCUGAACAUCCAAUAUUUCAAGCGCCAUGCCUUGGCGCUUCUUGUUUGCUGCAGACGAACAUCCCUUUACUACCAACAACCUCGAAGGCUGGAAGUCACUCGGCUGAUGACAUAUUUAUGCAGGAAUUACGCGGAAUCCAGUCUUUGGGUCAGGAUGCUGUGGACCAUUACUUGCGGUUCCUCCUUCUCAGGCUGUCGACGGCCGCCCGGACACUGCAUUCCGCAGUCCAUUUCGUACGUUGAUGGGCAAUGAGUCGAAAUGCGGCGAUUGACUUCUUUUGUAAGCGGCGCGGCAGGGUGACUUCGUAAGCCUGGACAUGCUGUCACGCAUGGGCUCAGCAAGCUCCACAUUUGAAAUAACGCUACUAGUCACAAGGGAAACGGUGGACAUUUUGCACCAAGCUCUGUUCGAAUCCUCUGCGGAUGCUGUCAACUGGGUUGUCUCCACGCAUGCGUUGGUAUGCGAAGAAACCGGAUUGACCGGGCCUCGUGGCCUUAGGUCUGCACCUCGCAAAUUGCAGGAAUGUAGCGUGCAGUCGCAGGAGACAGACCAUCGGUUCUUCC
Molecule: messenger RNA, 1722 nt
Organism: Suillus subaureus
Lineage: Eukaryota; Fungi; Basidiomycota; Agaricomycetes; Boletales; Suillaceae
Exons: 5
Coding region: 175-1401 (408 amino acids)
Source: RefSeq, a predicted model, not a curated record